AUGAGCACUCCAGACAAACCCGAACCCAUUGUGCUGUUCGACCUGCCUAGCAAGGAGCCCUGCUCGACAUGGUCCUUCAAUCCUUGGAAGACUCGUCUUCUCCUGAACUACAAAGGCCUCGACUACCGCACAGACGUCCCUAACCCACCCGACCCGCACUCCGAAACCCCCUACACCAUCCCCACAAUCCGACUCCCCAACAACAACUACAUCAUGGACUCCCGGCGCAUCGCCAACGCCCUGGAGGCUCUCUACCCCGAACCGCCUCUGCACCUCGACUCUCCCGUGCUGGCAUCAUUGGAAACCAUCAUACCACGCAUCAUCCAAGCCUUGGCGCCUUUGUUUAUGCCGCGGGUGGCGUACCGGUUGCUUCCGGAACGCAGCUCGGCAUAUUUCGUCGAGACACGGAGUAAGUGGUAUGGGGAUUUGUUGGAACUGGAGAAGGAGAAGGGGGGCGAUGUGGCGUGGAGGGCGACCGAGGAAGACCUCAAAGAGAUUACGAGGAUGUUGAAGGAGAAGCCGGAGGGACCAUUCUUUUUGGGGAAGGUGAGCUAUGCGGAUUUUGUGUGGGGGUCAGUUUUGAUUUUUGUAAAGAGGUGUGGGGAGGAUGCGUUGGAAGGGUUGUUGAAGACAACAGGGGAUGAGAGUGUGCAUUUGGCACUACUGGAAGGGCUGAAGCCCUGGACAGAGAGAAAUGAUCAUUAA
Messenger RNA from Thermochaetoides thermophila DSM 1495, 705 nucleotides. RefSeq lists its product as uncharacterized. Lineage: Eukaryota; Fungi; Ascomycota; Sordariomycetes; Sordariales; Chaetomiaceae. The coding region runs from base 1 to 705 and encodes 234 amino acids. The transcript has 3 exons. The record is from RefSeq and is a predicted model, not a curated record.